AUGUGCUUGAGGCUUGCUAGUGUGGUUUGUGAUCGUCUGUGUAGUUUGUUUGGCGUGGGUGUGUCUGCGUUGCGGUACGGGGUUGAGGUUUCUGCGAUGAUGAAGGUAAAGAGGGUGACGCAGCGGAGCGAGUUUCACUUCGUGCGGGUGCGGGAGUGUCAACGUGAGGUGGACAUUCUGCUCUCGGGUUUGCCCCCCGAACAGCGGCAGAAGCGUCAGGUGCAGGAGUCAUACUUUGUGCCCAAACUAGUCACGUUAUGUGUGGAGGUGAUCGCGGCAAAUUUUGCCGCGCUACCAGAGGCCGACGGACUACGCGAUGAACACCCGAAGUUGUAUGACGACAUUAUUGAGAGGUUGCCGACGGAUUUGCCCUUGACGGUUAGCGUACCGCGUAUUCUCUCGGACGAGUACUGGCGUCGCUGCUGUGAGGCGCGGUGGUCGCUGGGGCAGCUGAGCGAUCGCACCUUCGGGAAACUUCUGCCCCCGAGGUGUGAGGGGUGGAAGCAGUCUUUUCUGGAGCGUGUGCUUAGCGACUUCUUGACCGCGCUGCGUUCGCCGGAGAUGACUGCGACUGAGCAGGAGGAGCUAGAAAACCUUUGCCUGGUCUGCAGGGGGUACGUGCGCACGCUGGAUCUUGCCUGCCAGGUGACACGGUUCGCCCUCUACGACUGUCUCCUUUCACGCAUGCCGCACCUGGAGGACAUCCGGUUGACCAUUGGCGUUAACAACGUGGGGACAGACUUUGAGUGGGGCAUGAUGGGCUUUGGCGAGUCAGACGCAUUCAACGUGCGCCGCGCCCUCAUAAACUACGCACCUCUGCGGUACCUGCGCCUCCCCAACAACCGCUUGAACAGCUCGUUGCUGAAGGGAAUUCUUGGCGGGCUCGUGCACAACACCUCCAUAGCCGUGCUUGACUUUUCAUCCAACCGCAUUGACGACGAGGGGGCAAGGCAGCUUGCUCUCCUGCUCUGCAAAGACGAUUUACCGCUUGAGGAGCUUUAUUUGCACGACAAUCAAAUUCGGGCCGAUGGCGCUGUAGCGCUCGGUGAGUCGCUAACAAUGAACAAGACUCUGCGCGUUCUCAAUCUUCGCCUUAACCGCAUUCCUGACGAAGCCGGCGGAGUGGCCAUAGUCAAUGGUCUCGCAGCGCACCCUGCACUGGAGGUGCUGGACCUUUCCCACAAUAUGCUAGGCGAUGCAACUGCCCGAGCCCUCGCGGAGGCAUUGCCCCUGCAGACGUCGCUGCGCUCCUUGAACGUGGCAGGCAACAAGGCACUUGGGGUGGACACCAGCGAGUUACUCUUGCAGGGUGUUGUGGGGAACACAACGCUGUGCUUCUUCGAUGCCCGGGGGUGCGGUGUUGAGAAGUCGUGCAUGAAAGCCAUGGAGGAUAAGGUGCAGGACAUCGUACGAGCCAUACGGAAGCAGGAGUUGGAGGCGAAGGAGGAAUUACAGAGGCAGAAAAUACGGCAAGAAGUUGAUGCAAAACUUGCAAAAACGUUCUCCGUAUAG
Messenger RNA from Trypanosoma rangeli, 1512 nucleotides. Its product is annotated as leucine-rich protein. Gene Ontology annotation, biological process: activation of GTPase activity; nucleocytoplasmic transport. The transcript has a single exon. Gene Ontology annotation, molecular function: GTPase activator activity; small GTPase binding. Gene Ontology annotation, cellular component: nucleus; perinuclear region of cytoplasm; cytosol. The record is from RefSeq and is a predicted model, not a curated record. Lineage: Eukaryota; Euglenozoa; Kinetoplastea; Trypanosomatida; Trypanosomatidae. Bases 1 to 1512 code for a protein of 503 amino acids.